Molecule: messenger RNA, 4236 nt
Organism: Daucus carota subsp. sativus
Lineage: Eukaryota; Viridiplantae; Streptophyta; Magnoliopsida; Apiales; Apiaceae
Product: probable LRR receptor-like serine/threonine-protein kinase At3g47570
Exons: 3
Coding region: 1156-4236 (1026 amino acids)
Biological process (GO): protein phosphorylation
Molecular function (GO): protein kinase activity; ATP binding; protein binding
Source: RefSeq, a predicted model, not a curated record
CAACAAAAUACCAAGAGAUUGAAAUAAAAAUAUUAAAUACGGAAAUAAUAAUAAUAUUAAAAUAAAACCCUCCAAGAAUUUGACAGGGGCCCAUAUAGAGAGGGUUUUUCUGCCAAGCAGACAGAAAGAAAUCCGUUCUUGCUUAUUCUACCAAAGGAAAAGCUUUACAUUUUAUGGAUAACAGAGCUUCUUGUGAGGAGUCAACAUUAGAUCUUAUUAGAGAAUUGCUAAUCACUAUCUCUGACUCGGUACCUGAUAAAAAAUUUGAUUCUGUAGCAUUUGAGAACUUUGACAACGAAAACAAGGCUGUUGAAAUAAGCACCGACGAAGUUGAUGAUAUAAGGUCCAAGUUGAUUUCGAUUUCUAGUAAGCAAUCACCAGAUUCAAAUCAGACAAGGUGCAAUGGGCACCCAUGAGGGUGGUAUAUAAUAUUGUUCUUAUAAUGGGAGAUACUUGAAUGUUUCAUUAUGUUGUAGAACUCCCUUGUGCAUGUAAAGUUUGUAUCAGUCUGUUCUUUGUUCUAUAGUUCUGGUGUGUGGUGAGGUCAAGUUACAUGGAGUUGCAUCUCCGCAAAAUCUUGCAACUGUAUGACAUAACCAACAUGAAAUUCUCUUUCUAUAACAACAGACAUUUACAUUAUUGUUUCAGAUUUUUUUUCACGCAAAAAUUAUCAUCAUUAUUUUUGAAUAAAGGCAAGCGAUAAUUUAACAGAGCGUUAAAAUGCAUGCUGGCCCCGUCCCCCAAUGUAUGCGACCUGGUGGGACGGAGUGGGACGGAGGGAGUAGUUGACUUGGUCAUGCAAUCCUUAGAGCUUUAAAUUCAAACUAAUAAUACUUGUGGGGACUGGGGACUAGUGGAGUAGAUGAAGCUAAGUUGUGCAGUUUCUCGUUUCGAGUUAGGCUUUCGUCUUCAAAAUAAUAUACCCAACAGGAUCACAGUCUUAAGUCCAAGCUUUAAUUCCAUUAGCCCACGAAUCAAUCUUUAGAUGAAAUGGUAAACUCAAAGACUUAGCAUUCUCUCAGCGUCCACAAGCAUUUAUUACUUGUAGAUUAAGGGGUGUCACAGUACUUAUAGCAGUCUGUAGAAACUUUAAAUGUGUAUAUUAUCUUGUAACCUGAACUAAUCAUCUCUAAAAGUUGUGUAAUUCUUAUCGCAAUGGUUUUGCAUUUUGUCGUUCUCUUUAUUUCAACAUUAGCAGCCUCUUCAAAUUGUAGAAACAGUGUUGCUGCGACAUUUUUAAGUAAUGUCACAGACCAACAAGCUUUGCUUUCUCUCAAGGCAUACAUAACAGGAGAUCAAAAUGGUGUGCUGAGCUCAUGGAACCAUUCCAUCCACUUCUGUCAGUGGGAAGGUGUUACAUGCAGCCGUAGACGCCAGAGAGUAACGGUGCUAGACCUCUCAUCUCAACAACUGGACGGUAUUUUGUCUCCUCAUAUUGGAAACCUUUCUUUUCUCAGAGCAGUUUACCUUGAGAGAAACAACUUUCGAGGCUCAAUCCCUGAAGAAUUUGGUAAACUGUUUCGCUUAAGAUACCUUCACCUGGGUAUUAAUUCAUUUCAAGGUACCUUUCCGAUGAAUUUAAGUCACUGUUCAGAUAUAAGAAACAUCAGUAUAGAAGAAAACAAUCUUGGAGGAAAAUUACCAACUGCAUUCUCAUCUUGGUCUAAACUUGUUGUGUUCAAUGCAUAUAAAAAUCAUUUCACUGGAUCAGUAUCUUCUUCGAUUGGGAAUGCAUCAUCUCUUCGUUUCCUUGAUAUAGGCACAAACAAUCUAACAGGGAACAUACCUUCAGAAGUUUCCCACCUUCUGAAAUUAGAAUUUCUUCGAUUGGCAGGGAACGUUUUGUCAGGUACAUUCCCCUUGCCACGUUACAACACCUCGUCGCUCUCUUACAUUAACCUAGCUGUUAAUAAUUUACAAGGAAGGCUUCCGGCUGAUUUUUUCUUCACUCUUCCUCAUCUUCAAAUAUUCUAUGCUGCAAAAAACAAUUUCUCAGGGCCUCUUCCAACAUCCUUAACUAAUGCCUCAAAGCUUCUUUAUUUUGACAUGUUUUCUAACAACAUUAGAGGUCCUGUACCGAUGGAUCUGGGAAGCCUCCUGAAUCUUGAAUGGCUAAACCUAGGCUACAAUCAACUUGGACAUAAUCAGGCACCUGGUGGCUUGAGUUUCCUUGGUUCUUUGGUCAACAGUACCCGUCUAACGUUUUUGGGUCUAGAAGCAAAUGAUUUCAGUGGCGAGAUCCCAAAUUCCAUCGCUAAUCUCUCAACAGCAUUAGAUCAAUUGGUCUUUUCCUACAAUUACCUCCACGGAAGCAUACCCCAGGAUAUAGGGAAGUUUUCCAAUAUCACAUAUCUUACAUUUUACGAAAACUUGUUACAAGGAAGUGUUCCUGAAUCAGUGUGUACGCUGUCCAAGUUAGGUAGUCUGUCUUUAGGCUAUAACAACAUUUCAGGAGAAAUUCCAGCUUGCCUAAGCAACAUUACUGGAUUACUUCUCCUCAGUUUGCAGAGUAAUAUGCUUCAUGGAAGGAUACCUAAGUCGAUCUAUAAUAUUUCAUCGCUGGAAGGGUUGAGCCUUCACAGCAACCACCUCAGUGGGGUGAUACCUGAGCAUAUUAUGGGGCUUUCUCAUAUUAUUCGUCUGUACUUGGAUCAUAAUAAAUUGACAGGGAACCUGCCUUCCGACAUUGGGAGACUGAUAAAUAUUGUUGACCUAAAUGUUUCAGACAACAAACUAACAGGAAAAAUACCCACUAGUCUGGGUGCUUGUGUAAUGUUAGAGGAACUUUACAUGGGGCAAAACCUAUUUGAAGGUAGAAUUCCAUCUUCUUUCAAAGCCUUAAAAGGUCUUGCAUUUCUAGAUCUUUCAAAUAACAAUUUGUCAGGAAGUAUUCCCCGCUUUCUUGGGGAGUUUCGCCUGGUUCAGUUCCUCAAUCUGUCGCACAAUAAACUUGAAGGCGAGGUGCCUAAAACAGGUUUGUUCUCAAAUGUCAGUGCUUUUUCAGUUGUCGGAAAUCAUGGGCUUUGCGGAGGUAUUAAAGCAUUGCAGUUGCCUUCUUGUCCUGCAAAAAAAUUGAAAACUAAGAAAAGGGAAUUUCCACUAAGAAUAAUACCCCUUGUAGUUCUUCUACCUCUUGCUACCUUGUUGGCUUGUAUUGUCUUUGUUUUCUACCGAAUCAAGAAGUCCAAGCAACAGAAUGUCCCCGUUAUAGUUUUGCAGGACAACCAAUACCCUAGACUCACGUAUCAAGAUCUUAUGCUAGCAACACUCUGUUUUUCCCAAGACAAUUUGCUAGGCCAGGGGAGAUAUGGUUCCGUGUACAAAGGAAUUCUCAAACUAGAUUCAUUGCAACAGACUGUUGCCGUGAAAGUACUAAAUGUUGAUGUACAUGGAGCCAACAAGAAUUUCUUGGCAGAAUGUGAGGUGUUGAGGAAUACUCGUCACCGGAAUCUCCUCAAGAUCAUUACAGCUUGCUCUAGCAUUGAUAAUAAGGGCAAUGACUUCAAGGCGUUGGUUCUUGAGUUCAUGAAAAACGGGAGCCUAGACAAGUGGUUACAUCCAAGUCCAUCUGGUGAAGGAAAUGAAAGGAAUCUGACUCUGAUCGAGAGGAUAAAUAUUGCUAUUGAUAUUGCAUUGGCGGUGGAUUACCUUCAUCAUCACUGUCCCAAAAAAAUCAUCCACUGUGACAUUAAGCCAAGUAAUAUUCUUCUUGAUGAGGAUCUCGUUGCUCGUCUGAGUGAUUUUGGUUUAUCCAGAGUGUUUUUGACAAAUGUAAGUGACUUCAAUCACGCACAAACAAGUUCAACCGGUGUUCGAGGAACUGUUGGAUAUGUCCCCCCAGAGUAUGGAAUGGGAGGAAAGAUAUCCGCAGAAGGCGACAUGUAUAGCUAUGGAAUUCUUCUGCUGGAAAUGUUCUCCGGGCAAACACCUACAGGUAGCAACAUAUUAAUGGAUCAUGCUGAUAAUCUCCAUCAUUAUGUCAAGAAGGCCCUUCCGCACAGAGUGAUGGACAUUGUUGAUCCCCAGAUUAUACUACAGAGCGAGGAUCAUUGCUCCCUGAAGCACAAGUCACUUAGCAGGAGUCACAUAUUAAGUAGAAUGGAAGGCUGCCUGGCUUCAGUUUUUGAAGUUGGGGUUUUAUGUUCAGUUGAAAUGCCAAAAGAACGCAUUGGCAUUAGUGUUGCUAUUGAGCAGCUACGUGAGGCUAAAGACAAACUUCUGCUGCAAGGGCUUUAA